Messenger RNA from Trichosurus vulpecula (common brushtail), 4503 nucleotides. RefSeq names its product prenylcysteine oxidase 1 (gene PCYOX1). Gene Ontology annotation, molecular function: prenylcysteine oxidase activity. The record is from RefSeq and is a predicted model, not a curated record. The transcript is spliced from 6 exons. NCBI's taxonomy places the organism in Eukaryota, Metazoa, Chordata, Mammalia, Diprotodontia, Phalangeridae. Gene Ontology annotation, biological process: prenylated protein catabolic process; prenylcysteine catabolic process. The coding region runs from base 46 to 1593 and encodes 515 amino acids.
GCUGCACCCCGGCAUUAGUGCGCGAGCUAGCGAGCGUGCGAGGCCAUGGCAGACGACGGGGUUCCGCGCGCGCGCCCGGCCGCCUCCCAGGGCCUCACGGGGCCUCCAGUGCUGGCGUUGCUGUUGCUGCUGCUCUGUGGCCCCGUCCUAGGAGAACUGCGCGCUCCGCCGGAAAAGAUUGCUGUUAUUGGAGCUGGAAUUGGUGGCACUGCAGCGUCGUACUACCUACGCCAGAAAUUUGGGAAAGAAGUGAAGAUUCAUGUGUUUGAGAAAGGAAAGGUUGGAGGCCGUCUGGCUACUCUUGACGUGAAAGGGCGAGGCUACGAGUCCGGAGGUUCUAUCAUACAUCCCCUAAAUCUGCACAUGAAGCGCUUUGUCAAGGAAUUGGAUCUCCCUACUGUUCAGUGUGUUGAUGGCCUCAUGGGUAUUCAUAAUGGAGAGCAUCUUGUGUUUGAAGAGAGCAGUUGGUUCAUCAUUAACAUGAUCAAGCUUGUCUGGCACUAUGGAUUUCAGUUUCUCCGGAUGCAUAUGUGGAUGGAAGAUAUCUUUGACAAGUUUAUGAGGAUUUACCGCUAUCAGUCCCAUGACUACUCUUUUAGUAGCGUGGAAGGCUUGAUGCAUGCCCUAGGAGGGGAUGAAUUCGCUGGAAUGCUCAACAAGACCAUUCUCCAGUCUAUGCAGAAAGCAGGCUUCUCAGAGAAAUUCCUCAGUGAAAUUGUUGCUCCCGUCACGAGGUUCAAUUAUGGGCAGAACACAGGCAUCAAUGGCUUUGUAGGCGCAGUGUCCUUGGCAGGUAUAGACUCUGGCCUAUGGGCUGUAGAAGGUGGAAAUAAACGUGUUUGCGAAGAGCUCCUUCAGUUUUCAAAAGCUUCACUUAUCUCUGGCUCAGUUAUGCACAUAGAGGAGAAAGCAAGGACCACACAGACAGGAGGACCCAAGAAGGCAUAUGAAGUCACCUAUAAAACAGAUUCAGGGAUCAACACAGACCUCUACGACAUCAUCAUGGUGGCUGCCCCGCUGAACAGCAGAUUAUCCAAUAUCACUUUUCUAAACUUUGAUCCACCCAUUCCGGAAUUUCACCAAUACCACCACUACCACUUGGUGUCUACUCUUGUUCAUGGGCGACUGAAUCCACUUUUCUUUGGCUUAACAGCAACUGAUAGUGUGUACCUUUCUGACGUCUUCACCACCGACAAUCCAAAUUCGUUUAUUUACAGCAUCUCACUGGCAACACCUGUGAGAAAAGAGGCUGAUCCUCAAUCUAAGCCAGCAACCGAUUCAGCUGUUUGGAAAAUCUUUUCCUCAGAAUCCCUUACCAAGGAGCAACUUAAUUUGCUCUUUGCAUCUCAUGAUUCAGUAGAGGAGCAGGAGUGGCUUGCAUACCCUGAGUAUAAGCCUCCAGCAAAGUGCCCACCCAUCAUACUCCAUGAUCGCAUAUACUAUCUCAAUGCCAUAGAGUGGGCAGCAAGUGCGAUGGAGAUGAGUGCCAUCGCAGCCCAUAAUGCAGCGCUCCUUGCCUACCAUCGUUGGUAUGGGAACACGGAGAUGAUUGACCAAGAAGGAUUAUAUGAGAAACUCAAAACAGAGCUUUGAAGUGUCACCAACAUCCUUUUCUCCCUCCUUCCUCUCAUGCCUCCAAAUGAAAUCCCAAGAUGACAAGAAGGGUCAAGUCCCUGUGAGCCAGGGAUGUUGGCAUUUGAUUAGACAUAGUUGAUUUGUCAUUAUCCUUAGUCAAAUGAAAGUAAUCAGUGGUGGGUUUGAAGGAGGUAGAGGGUUCAGUCAAGGAUUAACACGUAGCCAUUGCCCAUAAUUCUGUCUUUAAAGCUACUAUGUAAAUCUUUAAGGACCUUUUUUCAGUCUAGGCUGAAACUAGGUACAAAAGGAAGGAAUUUGAUAAACCAGUUGUGUUAUAAUUUGGAACCUUUCCCAACUUUGGAGUAGUCUUCGCUGGUUUUGUGGAAGUUGUGAAGGAGCUCAGAUAGGAGUUGGAGGCAAGAGUUACUAGUUUGUUUAAUUUUGGACAUGAGGCUCUUAUUUUCCUCAUCUGGGAAAUGAGGGGACUGGGUGGGAUUAGAUAAUCUCUAAGGCCUUCUCCUUUCUAGCUCUGAGAUUUAUAAUCCAGCACCCGAAGGCUAUCAGUAAUGGGCUAAACUCAUUUUCUUUUUCAGUACUAUAUGACCUAUCCCCCUUCACUGUAAAUGUGCCAUUGCCAAACACACUUUUUGAAGGCCAAAUUCUCAAUUCUAUAGCUCUGUUGUGCUUUUUUUUUUUUAAAGGAUAAGGCUCAGGUACUUUUUAAUAUUAUAUCCUCCAAGAUAUGAAGGCAAAAGUCACUAGAAUCAAUCUUGAAGGAAAACCAAAAGUGAGUAAGUUUUAUUGUCACGGGGGGAGUCAGGAAAUCUUUCUAUUCUCAAAUACAUCUCUAAAGUUUGACUUAACCACUAUUUCUCUGUAGUGUUAUUAUUCAGCAGAGUCCACUUUAUUCACAGGUCCACUUUAAGAAUAAAAUUCAUGAAACCGAAGAUUCUUUUAAAGGUACCUUAGAAGUGUAUGCUUCUAAACUGUUGGUCUUGCCUUUGUAUUUUUCUUAAGUAGGUAGCUAAAUGGGCAUUUUAAAAGUUCUGCCCCAUUGUAUACAAUUGAAAAAGCUCAUUUCUACAGCUAAUACUUUGGAAGCAGCCUUCCAUCUGAAAGAUUUAGGUUAAGGCCGGAGCAAGGCCAACCACAUCUGGAUCACACCAGAUUGCAACAUGGUGUAGCCAGACAGAGCAUUAGACUUGGAGUAAGACCUGGGUUUUAAUUCUGCUUCAGAUGCUUACUAAGUGUGUCAACCCUUGGGAAGCUAAGUAACCUUUCUGGGCCUUAGUUUAUUUAUAAAGAUGGUGGAGUUGGACUCCACACCUUAAGAUCCCCUUCAGCUCUUUAAUCCCUAACAAAGGUGUAUUUUUAUAUAGCUCUGAGAUAAUCUAGAGCAGUUGCUACAGCCUUCGAAGCUCAGUGAGCAAAUAGAUCAAAAUUAGCCAAUGGGUGAUAAGUACCCAUAGUAGGCUUCUACGCACCUGGGAAAAAAUAGAUUGCAAAUAGCUUAAGUGUUCAUGUAAAAUCCUCUUAAAAUCAACUCCAAAAAUAGUAAAGAGAAAAAAAGUGAAAAAAUGUGCAUUGAGAUUCACAUGAAAAAGAUAUUCCAUACUGUUUUUCCAGCUUUCCUUUAACCUUAAGGCUUUGGGAGGGGGGAAGAGAACAUUGGGAUACUUGAUAUAAUGAAGUUUGAGAGUUGCCACUCAGCUUCUGGGGAGAAAAUCUCAACCAGAGCCAAUUCCCAGUUUCCCUACUGUCAGAGGGGAAGAUCAACUACUUAAUUAGAAGUAGUCAUGUGAAUGAUAACUAGCAAAAACUUAGGUUGUAUACAAAAAAGCAAAUGAAAAUUACUGCUUUGUUACAUUAGGGGAUUUUUUUUAUCAACAAAACACUGAGGAGAGCCCUCCGAAGGGUUGUAGAACUCAGUCCUACCACAGAAGUCAGUUACCUCAAUAAAAUUUUGCCUUUCACAGCUAUGUAUACUGAACGUUAAUUAGUGGAUGUCACUCUUUAAUAUUCUGUUUGCAAAGCCCUUGGGAUAGAUGGCUGACAUUUUUUAAUGGCAGAUAUCGAGCUUACGUGUGAUGUGGUUGUUGAAGGGCACUCUAUCUGUUUUAGCAUUCGUAGGCUAAUUGUUAAGAAUUGGUUUAAAAAAAACAUUGUUUCCCGUUUUGUAGAUUCUUCCAGAUGAUGGGUAUAGAGCAUAACAUCCCACGUAUAUGCUGAAGACUGGCUGAGUAACAUAACAAGAUUUGAGUAAGAUCAUGUCUUAUCAUUAACACUGCUUUUAGCUACUUUUUCUUUGAGAUAGUGCACCAAUUGCAAACUUAGAUGUUAAGGACAAGUAGGAUGUGCUCUCACUGUAAUAAAGUUAUGCCGGGGAGACCAGUUAUCAGUAGAUAACGCUUGCUCAUGAUGCAGUGGAGCCUCAGUAUGUGUUUUUAAAGGGUUGUUUUGUUAAAAGGGUCGCCGGUGUUCAGAAGGCUAAUAGCAAAACAAUGAUUCUGGGUUAAAAGGUUCGUGGGCUGAUUUUUUCAUGGUGUUUCUUAUUCUGGGUAAUGGUGGGGGUGGAUCAUUUGUGGAAAUGCUGUGUCACCACAGAACAGGUUUUAUCCCCAUUGCUUGUCAUGCUUCUCACUACACUGUUAAAAGGAUAAGCUUAGGCCAUGUCACUUUUUUUCAUAAUUCUAACUCAGGGGCCUAAAUAUUACAACCUAUAUAUGAAUCCUAGCCUGAGCUUUUAGAGGAAGAAAUACUAUGCCCUGCUCCUCACCCCCAAUAACCCACCAAAAAACUUAACCCUACAAAUGAUUUCCUGUGGAGUUUUCAACCUAAUUAAGGCCUGGCUAAGGAUUUAUAUACCUACCCUCCCUCUAUUUUUUUCUUGCUCACAGUGAAAUGAAAAUAAACAAAUAUGCCACUCUG